AUGGGCAAAUCUAGCUCAGGCCGGCAACGAACCGGCUCAGAAACAGCGUCCCGGUCCGAGCGACGACGAACUAGCCUUCGCGACUCGACAGAUGGACGCGCCGUCACAGAUUCAUCUCGGCGCACGUCCGGUCGUCGCGAUGAUUUCGACCGCGGCCAAGAAACCGUUCCUCCCUUCAGCGAUGCAGGCCGUUCAGUGCCAUCAAGCAUCUCACGGUCCGCGGAAGGCAGCUUCGUCACCGCGCUCACGGCCGAGCCAAGUGAGAUCACCGAGGCCUACCGCGAUGAGACAAGAAGAAACAAGCGAGGCAGAGAGUACGAAGAGACGGGCAACGUAUCACACAGGACCGACAGAACUUCUACAUCCGAAACCGCCCGGAGGGCACUCAGCGGUGAGGAGUCGAGGAACGUGUCCAGAAGAAACAGUGACCGAAGUCGCCGCGACUCCCGCAAGUCCAGCAGGGCAAUCCAGGAGGACCUCACAGGCGAUCGGGUGACAGACAUUGCUUCCCUCCCGGAGAAUCAGUUUCCAGGCGCAUUUCCAGCCACUUACUCGAAGCCGUACCGACCUCCCGGGCUGGCCGCUGAGUAUUAUGGUGACCAGGGAGACUCUGUCGCCUCUCAACCGGGCGUGCGGCCCAAUCCACCAAGCAUUGUCACCAGCGCCGAACAGUCGCAUCUAAUGGAGCCGGCGAUUGAACCUCGGCCUCCCCCUGAACCAAGCAGUCUGGGCCAGAUCGGUGCCGCUGCCAGUUACUUCGACGCCGGUGAUUCUCACUGGCACACUGAAGCAUACUCGACUCCUCCGAAAGCCAGUAAGCCAAACAGAUACGACGAUCAUGGUGCCAGUCCAAGAACGAGCCCCCGGCCCAAUGGUAGUGGGCCAAGACCACAGAUUCAUGGACUCGGCGAUGCGAGUCCCUAUAACGUUCCUGUCACGCCCAUUGUCGCCGGCGCGGCCGCAGAGUACUAUUCUGGUUCGAGUGCAGGCGCGAUGACAAGCUCAGUAUAUCAAACACCAUCCCGACCUCCGAUGGUGUCUACUUUUGGUUCGGCUCCAUCAUCUGCCCCUGCUGGAUUCGGGGGCUCGUCGCAGGGUCACUCGAACACAGCGUUGUACGGCGCCGGUGCACUCGCCGGUGCCGCGACCGGCGCUUACAUGGCAGCCCACGCUCACGACGAGCAUUGGCACGGCCAGCCCCAUCCUCCUGGCGCUAGCAGUAGUCAGCCAGCUUUUCAUGCUUCAUCAAUGCAGCACGCUCACCGCCACAGACACAGGGGACCACUCGGCAAACUUGUGGACUGGAUUCAGGACCCCGACGCGGUGGCACAAUAUGAGCAAUACACCGAAGCCAUUGGGGUUUGCAAGUAUUGUUUCGAUCCCAGAAGCUCUCCGGCAGAUGCCCCGAGAAGACAUCAUUAUCGUCGCCGAAGGCCUUCCUCGGGCAGUCGGUAUGGAAGUACCACCCGAGUUGACAAGACCGCGAGAUACUCGUCCGAUGAAGAGCGACGAAGGCGUUCAGGGGCAAAGAAGGUCGUUGUCGGAGGUCUAGCUGCCUACGGCGCGGCCAAAGUUGGGGAUGUCCUUCUCAAAACAAAUCACGAUUUCGAUGACACGCACUCAGUCAAGUCUGGACAACCAAUCGAUCAAAGCCGGGCUGGCCGCCAGGACCGGGAUGUUGGCUCUGGCCGCAGAGCAAGGUACUACUCGUCCUCGGAAGAUCUUCGAACGCAAAGACACGAAAGUCAUCGAACCAGGGCGAAGCCUCACUAUCGUGUCGACAAGAGAAAUUCUCAUCGGCGCGAUUCAACCUCUUCCACUUCAUCUUUCUCUUCUUCUCACGGCCGUUCAUACGGCGCAGCGAUGAGAGCUGGGCUUGGUGCUGCUGGACUGGCCGCCGGUGCAGUAGCAUUGGACAAUAAGUUACGGGAUCAGCGCAAAGGCAGGAGUCGUUCGCCCUCUCCCCGAAAGAAGUAUUUCUCGAAAAGGGUCUCUCCCAUGCAUUCGUAUGUAGAUCUCUCAACUACGACCACGGGACGGGGUAGCCUGGUAGGCUUCUUCACAAGCCCUUCGGCCAACAAGCGGAGGGGCAAAAAGCCAAAGGGAUUUUUCAAUUUUGCAAACUCUUCAAGUUCCUCGUCUGAUGCGGAUCUCGCUUUUGGAGAGGGCACUGUGCGUCGGAAGGACUCCAGACGACGGCGUGAAGAGAGUCCAACGAAGCGCGACAGGCGCAGUUCUACGAAGGACAUGAUUAAGCUUGUGGCUGAAGGCAACGCUCUGGCUGAGGAGAGCGAUCGACGAAAGGGUAAAGGUAGGGAAUCAUUCAAUGCUAAUGAAAUCGCAGGCCGGGGCGGUGCAAGAUCGAGUCACGACAGAUUUUCAAAUGAUGGCCCAAGUGUUGGACACGAAGAUGGUUGGUAUGAUAUCAAUGAUGACGACGAUGAUCGAUCCUCUAGCAGUGUGGAUAUGUCACUUGCUUAUGGAGAAGAAGCCUCAGAAUGGUCAAAUCGAGAUUCUCUCGGCCUUGGCCAUGGGGGUCCGAAACCGACCCACGGUCGAGGAAGCAACGGCCUGACGAGGCACGAGCAGGGGCGGACACAAUAUUAUCCCACAUCAGAAUAUGGCGAAGGCCGCAAAGCAUCUACCUCGGCAGCCGCUGGUACUUCGACGACUAAUUCAGGGAGGUCAGUAAUCCACGAUAGUCUACCUCCUAUGCAACCCUUCGAGCAUCGACCAAUUUCGGGCGCGAUAAUACCAAAUACCGUCGAGGACUAUACAGGUCAAGCUCAUGCUCGGGAUAACAGCUUCCCUCAAUCUACUCGAAUAGCAACACAUUCUGUGCCUUUGCGGCAGCCUCAGCCCUUCGCGCCUGUGGCCCCAUUCGUCUACGACGAGACGUUCGGAUCCAGGAGCCAGGAUUACUAUCCCGCAACCCCCCCUUUCGAUGUUUCUGAGAGCAAGCGGAAGUCUGCCAGAGAUGCCGGUGCCUCAAACCGUUCAAGACGGGACUCGAGUCCAGCGAAAUUGUCGUCACAAGAUUCUAGACGCUCUAUGGGCUCCACUGUUAUAGAUGAGCAGUCUAAUCAUGAUAGGAGCCAGACCCGAGACAAACCAAGAAACAAGAAAGACAGACGGGACGAGGAAGGCCGACGGAAAACAGCGGAUCUUGCGCUUACCGCAGCAAUAGGCUCCAAAGCAGCCGGUCUAGAUACCCAUGAGACAACAUCUAGCCCGAAAUCCUCGCCCGAAGCCAGCCGGGGGUCAGUUGAUUCUACAGAUGAGCAAAUGGCCAGGAUCGAGCGCGAACUUGAGCGCCUCUACCAGGAACGUCGGAUGAUGAAAGACCAAGAGGGCAAGCAAAGGAACCAGAAACCAACCAAGGGAGUAGAUUUUGCGGAACCUCUACUGAUGGGUAAAACUGAGGUGCGUGGCUCGAGCCAGGGCACGACAAAACUCCGCCGAAAGCCAAGCCUGAAGAAGACCAAGGAUCCGGGGGCGGAGGCGGAGGCGGAGGCGGAGGCAGCGGCGGGUUCCAAGCGCGAAUCCCAGCAAGAGUCCAUUGCGGCGCACCGUGUGAAAUCGACUCCUUCUCCGGUAUAUGAGGAUUACGGGGCAUUCUUUGUUCCGAAAGAGCUUCAAGAACAUCUCAAAGAACACAACGACAAGGCCGAACACAGGGAUGAUAUCGAGGCAAAUGUGGUGGAAAUUGCUCCAGGCGCGGCAAGGCCAAAGCGACAGCAUCCAUUCGAUCCUUUUCAUUAUCGUCCUUUCGGCCUAGAGCUAGAUGAUGACCCGAUGAUGCAUCCUUGGCCUGUGCCACUGCUGGAGCUGGUUGAACCAACGCCGCCCGGCAGUCAGACGCACAGCGUUCUAGGGGACACCAGCCCCGUCAUUACCGCGAGAUCUGCCGAAGAACAUGUCGAUAUAGGGGAGCCACUGGAGCGCGAACACACCGCGGAGAUCAAGCCGACUCCCGUCGAUGGCGAUACUUAUUUCGACAAAGUCCAAACCCCAAGGGAUGACCCGGCUGAUGACACUCCCCUCUUCGGGUCUCAGGUUGGCGAUGAUAGUGCGAUUCAAGAUUCAGAUGCGGUAGACAGAGGUGAGCCUGGGAUCAGCCGUGUGUGGACGCUAGGAGAGAAGGAGGCGGAGGAGCUCGAGCGCCGGCUUCCUGUCGUCGAUGAUGCGCCUCAGAUAAGUCGGGCCUGGACAAUCGAUGACAAGGAAGCUGAGCAAAUCGUCCAUGAGAUGUCCGGUGGAUUAGGGGACGAAGCUGCCGCGAAGAACGGACCUCAGAUCAUUGAAGUCGAGCCCAGAACCCCCCAGCUCCCCAGCCCUCCUCUGAUGUUUGCCGAACCCGAGAGCAUCGGCCAAGAGCAGCCUGACAAAGCUCACCAAAGCCGAGUUGUCUACCAAAGUCCUUUCACAGAGUCCGUCAGUGAUCUUGGAGCAAGGGCGAUUGACCACGAGCAUGCUCAUACUUCGGUUGCCUCAAACCCGCAGGAAACCAAUGAUGAUCGUGGAUCGCGUGGACGAGAAGAAGACGAACCCGCCACAGGUGGACGACCUGGUCAAGAGCAUGCAAUAACCUCAAACGGAGUACAACCAGCGGUGCCAUCGGGGCACAACUCUGUUGCUUCCGAGACGGCGCCUGCGUUCGUACCACCGUCUGAAGGGCGUGAUCGUGACCUUGACGACAUAGUUGACCCUAACGGAAAGCCGAUCGCUGACUCUACAAUUCUAGAAUCUACAAAACCUGAGCCAUCUAGUACUCGCGAUGGAUCGAGAGACGAGCAAGCAUGGUUGGACUCGGAAGUAGACUUUCGAUCCGAUCGCGAAGACGGGGUACGUUCGACCAGUUCGAAACGAUCUAAGACGUCGAGGCGUGCAUCUGGGAGUGAUGCCGGAUCUGGGACCAAAAGCUCUCGUCGAGCCAAAGGUCAGUUCACUGCCGAAGAAGAACGCCCAAAGACACCCCGCAGAUCUCAGACCGAGGGCGGCUCGCAUUCUCUUUCAAACAAGGACAAGGAUAAGAAGUCUUCCGGUUUCUUGAGCAAUCUCUUUUCCAGCUCGAAGAGCGAUGUCAGCACUUCGAGCAGAAAGAGUUCAAGAUCAUCGAGGUCCGAAGAACUAGCCGAGCCCGGACUGGAUGGUCAGAAAGAACGCCGGAAGAAGCGCAGAUCUAGGGACAAAGACCCUGAUGAUCUCGCCUCGACUAUCCCUCCAUCGGCCAGACUAACUCGACGUCUUUCUGACCCUUCAAACGGAAUUACCCACGAGCCAGUAACGUCCCGAGAUCAGAGUGUGGAUGACGGCUUCGUUUCUGCAGAGCAAUCUCCCGAAAGACAUGGCGAGUCUUUUUUAGAGAAUCGCCCCGAAAUGCCACUACCAACGGUCACAGGUUCACAGACAGGUCCUAAUGGUGUCUCGGGGCAAGCUCCCGCCCCCCUGACAGAAUUGCCAUUCCAGCCCCUGGCCGGGCUGGAUGUUUCUGUCGACGGGCAAACGAAUGCUUUGGGGCACGACAAUGCCCCUAAGCUCACGCCCGAAGAAGAGGCUCAGAAGGCUGAAGAUGGUACAGAGGCUUUCCAACAACCCUCGUCGGUGCCGCCACCAUCUGCUUCCUCGCGCCGCCUCUCUGCAAUAAGGACCUCCGAUGAACCUUCCAGUCCAACGCUCACCAGUUCCCCAACGGCUGUUCCGUUGCACUUCCGGCGACCACCUCUCUCGCCCACCAACGCACGCUUCUCAAUGAGCUCACCGAUAGCCUCUCCAAGCUCUCCGUUGACAACACCGCGCACCCGCCAGGGGCGUCCCAAAUCAACCGAAUUCCGAUCAAGCACAGAGUUCCGACCGCUUUAUCUGGUUGAAAGGCAGAACUAUGCAAAGAGAGUACCAAGUCCUGAGACGACAGAAAAUUAUCCAUCUCUGCCCUCGAGCAAAACAAGCUCGGCACAUCCCUCGAUGGAAGAUCUCCGCGCUGAGGCACAAGCUCAAGAACAACCGGAGUAUUUCACCCUCUCACGUAUCAACGCCGAUAUGUUCCGGGGAAGACGGCACAGUUACUCUCACUGGCACGAUGGAGAAAAGAGGCGUGAGUCUCCAGACUAUUUGGAUUCCAGAUCAGCCACCCCAGUCCCCGGAGAACAUCAAAGAGCUCGCGAAAGGGAAAAGAAGGCUAAACCUAGGUAUGAAUUUCAUUCGCCGAGUGAGCUGUUGCAGGAUCCAGCUGCGCUGCCUGAAGUACCUGCAGUGGAUGAGGAUGCCGGGUUGGCUAGUCCUCUUCCUAGCAUUGUAAGCACCGAGGCCGAACAGGACUAUAUGAGCGCGCGGAGCCGAAGCUUGUCUUCGACAAGAGCGCGAAGUGUCAGCCGGGGUCGAAAAACUGCUUCGAGCUCUAGAUCCACUUCUGCUUCCUGGAAAGACGCUUUGUCGACCACGAUAGCUGCUGCUACCGGAGUCGUGGCGGGCUUGACGGCACAUACAUUGGGGAAGACGUCGACUGAAGAUGACGACGUCAAAAGUCGCGAGAUCCCCGCCGAGGGCCCAUCAGCACAUAGUGGGCUAGAGUCGUUCGAGACCGUCAAAGACAUUCAAGAAGUGGCUGGUCCAGAAGAUGCAGGUCAGACCCAGCAACUUCAACCAGAAGCGGAGCUUUUCCAUGGAACAGCUGAUUUGUCGACGGGACCUGAGUCUCGAGCACCCGCCGAACUUGCAGAGGCAAUAGAGGUUCACAGCCCUGAUUCCAGAUUGGAGCCCCCAGCAGAGACGACUGGUGCAUCCCCUUCACUCGCCCCGAGUGCCCAGGGUAGCAAUGUUCCACCAAUUGGCGGCGAUAUUCCAGAAACCGAUUCCAAAUUAACCAGCGCCCCUGCAUCAAAGAGCGCCGAAGACGACCUGUCAGGAUUGGCUAAGGACGGAUCAGCAUCAGCGACAGAGGCCAAUCUUGACAAACAGAACCUCCCAUCUCAGGAUGGUUUGGUAGAGCAAAGUCUUGAGGAUCACGUAACUUCCUUUGUGGUAAAGCCAAAAAAAUCCAAGAAGGAGAAGAGAAAGAAACGCAAUGCGCUGGCAUUUGAUGAAGAGUUGACAGGCGAGCCACAAGGCAUCCUCCCUCCUGAGUCGGUCAAUACUGAAGUUGGCAAAAAUCAGGAGCCUGCAGCCGCCGUGCUACCACCGACUGUCGCGUCAACUGCUGGGGAGUCUCCUUUCGAAGAUGUUCACUCGAUCCAGGGGGAGUCAACGGGUGGGAAGGAACCCAUACCGACUCUACAUAAAGUUGGGGAUGCCUCUACAUCACCUGAGACUAUUUCCUCUAGCCAGCCUCCUCUUGCACCCGUGCCCUCAGAGAGUGUUCCCUCCGUGCAUACUCUAACCGAGCCUACACCCUCUAGCUACUUUGAAGAGGGAGGUCACCAGACUGAGGAUCAGGAACGGCCACACGCUAUCAAACUCGAUGAACUGACAAAUGCCGCAAUACAACCACUCCAGCAAACUGGCCCUGAGGUUCCGGACGAGUUAGACUCGGGCAAAUCAGUCCCGCAAGGCGAUGACUUAUCUGUUACAUCCAAUUCGAAGACUUCACAAGCAGACUUGGACCCUCUCGAACAAGCCUUUGAAGCGGCCGUUCAAGCUAGGGGUUUGAGUGACGGCGCGAGCCUCGAUGCAGCAUACCAAGCCUUCCAGCCAGAUGCCACUGACCAGCUUGAUGUGGGUGGCUCUCCAUUGACUACGAUCGAGGAAGAAAGCGAGGCACCCACGACUGCGUCCGAAAAAGAUGCAGUGAGGGUUGCACACGAGGCUGUUCCCGAGCGUAAACUCUCGAAGAAGGAAAGACGAAAGGAGAAGAGGCUCUCGAAGAAUGUCAACACUGAAGAUGAGUUACCGGAACAAGAGCCUAUUGAUCGUGAGCAGGAAAUCACACCAGUUGAUGAUUUUCAGGCGCCCGAAAGCGAGGGGAUUACAAAAAGGCCUCUGGCUGAUGUGGACGCCUCUAAAGACGGCUUUGUAGGCAGCUUGGACUCGCCGAAUCCCUUCGGCAAUGACUUUGAAAUCCAUCACGGUGAAGGCGACGAUCCGAGUAUCGUCGGCCAUUCCAGUGCUGGAGAUCCGAUUUCAGUGGAGGCAGAAUCCACUGAGACGCCGCAAAGUGAUCCUAAGCCAGAGGCGGGAGACGAGGAAUGGCCAACUACCUUUGCGUCGAGUAAAAAGACCAAGAAGGGUAAAAAGAACAAGAAAAGGCAAGCCCUGAACUGGGACGUCAGUGAGCCAGCUGCAACCGAGGAUACUGUGCCAUCGGCCAAGGAAGGCAACGUUUCUCAAAGCACUGUCUCAGCUGGUUCUGAAAAUCAGAGCGAGUCACUGCCCGACACAAGGGCCGCCGAUCAGCCGGUCUCUCUUACACCAAAAGAUGUCGGCACCACAACCGGGGAGCACGCGGACGCUUCGCAACCUCUACCAACGCUAUCUGAAGAGCCUUGGGAGAUGAGCUACAAGAAACCCAAAAAGUCCAAGAAAAAGAGUCUUACCUGGGCUGACCAGAGCUGCAGUGGUCAGUCAGUACAAGAUGCACACCCAGCUACAACUUCCCGCGGAUCCGAACUGAUCGCCAAUGACGACUCAAGCCCCAGUCAAGGCCCGCUCUUCGCAGACAAAAUUGCUGAAGAACCAUUGAGUGAUGAACUGCGAGUGGCUUCGGCCGACGAUCAGCAACAGAUUUCGACCGCAGAGAGUGUGGAUGCUUCUCAACAUCGCGCUGCACCGCCUGAUACUCCGGAAGGCGUUGAGACUCCAGCCAUCGCGGACGCACUAGCUGACGAUGCAGCACUGAAAGGGGGUCAAGAUACACUCGGUCUAUCUGAGGCAGUUGAUGGUCAAGAAGAGACAGCCCAUGGUGAGGUAUUGCACCCUGGUGACUUGAACCUACCAGAGGAUGCAACCACACCUGUAGCCGAGCAAGGUCAGAAUGAGGCUACCAUCGGCGAGUCGGGUCGUCAGAUGGAGUUUGCUCAAGACCUCAAUCCCGCCGAACAAACGCGUCAAAUGAUGACUGAUACCGCUGGUGUUAUCGAGGAUGAAGCAUCACAGGGGGCUGACAAGACUUCUACUCCCCACCCGGACGACCUCGCAGAUGUACUGGUGCCUAAUCAAGAGAUCCCUCCAGCAGAACAGGGCGUCACCUCCGACCUCGCCGCAACACCAGACUCGCAUGUCAAUGUAGAACCUCCGGCAGAGCAACAUGCUUCGGAAGAAGACUUCUUGUUUCCAGUAACUACCAAAAAAUCAAAAAAGGACAAGAAGAAGAAGAAGAAAAUGUCUGCUUUCGAUGACCUCGAAGCUCCAUCAGCCGAAGCCCCAUCAGCCGAAGCUCUAUCAGCCCCCACAGGAAAGACGAGUGAGGUCGAUGUAAGAGAGCCUGCGCCAGCUCCUGCUUCAGAUAAGUUGAAGACCAGUGAAACGCGAAAGUCUGGAGACGUUUAUGGACCAGACGAAGAUGCUGGACGGGCAGACGGCCAAGAGAAGGUCAUCGAUGAUGCCGAAGAUUUCACUAGCAACGCAAAGUCAAAACGGUCGAAGAAGGAUAAGAAGAAGAAGCGGCGGGAUCGUCUCGAUGAUUUCGAGGACAGCUUCGGAAGCACACCUGGUCCUAAAGAAGAACUGCCAACGACAGAGACUGUGAGCGGAGACGUCGCAUCAUCACCCGCGGCGACUCCAGUGAGGUCUCAGUCCGCUCAUAGUGAGAACACGAUUCCACACGCAACUGAUGCGUUAGAAGGACUCAGCACUUCCGCUACCAAAGUAGCCUUUGGGGACUCCGAAGACCUGGGCAACAGAGCUGUUGACGAGCCUCCUGCGGUCGACAAUUUGGUAGCUGAGCCUGUCUUAGCUGAAGCCCCCUCAUAUGAAUCGCCCGCAGCUCAGCCUUCCCCUCUUGAGGGUUCAUCAGUACAACCACUAGAAACCCAGCCUUCCACAGUCAAGCCGCCUCCAUUUCAGUCUCCUGCAGUUGACACCUUCAUACCUGAGACCGUCAUAGAUGAAGUUGCGGUCCGCGAAGAAGCUGGGUCGGCUCCGCCCGAAAGCGUCGAUCAAGCUCUUGAUGAAGGCUGGGGCGUCCCGGUCAAGAAACGCAAAAAGGACAAGAAGAAACGCCAAUCUAAACUGGACGAUGAAAUUGGCGAUCCGCAGGCCCCGGAUCCUGGCACUGUGGAAGCAAGGAUAGACUCCGAGCCUGUCUCCAUCACGAAUUCAGCUGUCGAAACUCCCAAACGCGAAGACUCGAUCCUGGCCGUUGACGGAGAACCCCAGAAUGUUGGUGAAGAAGAGUGGAACCUGGCCCCAAAGAAGUCCAAAAAGGACAAGAAGAAAAAGCGUCGAUCGGAGUUGCAGACCAUAAUUGGUGAGUCUGAAGUACAACCUGAUCCGGCCGGACAGCCCACAUUCGAAAGCACCGGUGCCACCAAGGAUGAAGAAGGGCUGAUCCAACCCCCGGGCUCCGACGUGUUUGCCGGGUCUCAGGGGCGAGAAACAGAACGAGGUCUACCGAUUGAAGACAGUGGCACGGCCGCUUCGGGCGAGGAGUUUGGACAGCCUCAGAGUCCAGGAACAGCGGCAAAUGAACCUGAUAACACGCGGACCAUGGGAACCAUGGUAUCUGGAGAAUCAAAGGAUGAAAACAUUGAACACGAGGCUCUCUUGGACGAAGUAGGCACGCUCACAAACGAAGGAGAUUCAAGGCCUGAAGCGGAUCUUCAAGAGAUUGAGACACAACAAGCGAUUGAACUAGGAGGCGACGCUGAGGGGAGUGCCACUGAGAUCUCCGAUAAACAUAUUGGGUCCCAAGGUGAGGUUCAGAGUGAGAUUCCUGCCGACGAGCCAAUUCAUUCUGCUCGGGGCGUUCCAGGGCAAGACGAAGUGAUGAACCCCCUGGCAGAAUCCCCACAGCGAGAAAUCCCACCACAAGAUGAAGCACUAGAUCGGAUAGAGGACCCUGCUACUCUCCCGCCUCCACACACCAGCGCACCUUCAGAGCCAGACCUCACCACGUUUCCAGGGGAAAGCAGUGUGAAUGAAGGCCCAGCCUUGCCCGAUGGCGACUUGACGAGACUCGAAGACGAAGACGGCCAGGAAUGGAGCUUCACCGCGAAGAAAUCGAAGAAGGCCAAAAAGAAAAAACGGCAAGCGACGUUUGAUGACAGCGUUCUCGAGUUGCCCACUUCAGUCGCCCAGAUUGAGGACCAGGGUGUUGAGGCGCAAACAAAUCUGGAACAUGUCCAGGAUGCAGAUCUUCUGGCAAACCCAGCAGAGAAAGACAACCUCACGCCUGCUGUCCAAGGAGGGCCAGUUGAGCCUUUCGUCGAAGAAGAAUGGGCAGUGUCCAAGAAAAGCAAGAAAGAAAAGAAGAAGAAGAAGCGUCAGUCGACAAUCGAUGAGGCCGUGGCCGAACCGAAAGUGAAGCUUGGGGCUAGAGAGGGGCAGCCAGACCUGGGUCCAACGGUCCAGGUACAGGGAGAAGAUAUCCCCGAGAGCGAUUCUGCUAGGGGUAUGGCCGAAGCCAUUCCCUCCGAAGCCCCUACUAAGACUUCGACCUUGGAAGUUGUCCAGUCCGAAGAGCAAGAUGAAGUAGGUCCACAUCAUGACUCCGUUGAAAAUGAUGCGAGCUCCGCGAAGCAAAAGAUUUUUGCUGCCGAGAACCCCAUUUCAGUCUCGGUUAAUACCGAUGGGGAGGUUCUCGACGCUGGGAGCAACGGCGAACGAGAGGCGGGUUCCAAGUGCCUGGAGGGCACGCCACCGACCUUAGCUGCCGACCAAGCUGUGGAAGAAUCAACCCAGGCAGAGCCUCUUUCCGUCCUUGCCGCCACAAUUCACAACGAUCAACUAGCGUCAGCCUUGCAUCCGCUUGAAGAGGACCGGGAUUUCCCCACAUCCAAUGAAGAGGGCAAGAUUGAAGAGUAUGGGGUCAUACCAGAUGCUGCUUCUUCUGCACUGAGGCCGACAGCAUCAGGCGAUCCUCAGAUACAAAUACUGGAUGGCAAAUCCCAGCCUUUAGACACGUCGUAUGAUGCGAAGGAGGAUCAAAGCGAACUGAAUACACCCACGAACGCGCCUGAUGCAGCCGAGGAUGGAAACGCCCCGUCGAAGAGAUCGAGGAAAGAGAAAAAGAAGAAACGGCCAACGAUCGAUCAACCUUUGCUUGAACAUCAGCUGCCUGAGCUUCAACACAGUACAACGUCAACAGAGGAAUCGGCCAGAGAAGCUGAAGAUACUAUCAACCGCCAGGAAACUCCAUUACAGGACGUGGAAUCUCAACCACUGGGCGGUACAGAUCUUGCAGCGAUUAGCCCACUUGUCACCUCAGAGACAGGCAUAGAAGAAGACAAGUUUCGCAUCCCAACGGCUUCCAGCGGAUCAGCAAUCGCUACUGAGGAACCUACCCAGGCUGCUCCGUCUCGCAAAACGUUUGAUGGAGAAGGUGGCGGCGACUUCCCUCCGACAAGUGCCCGAGACCAAGACACCGUUGUGCCAAUGGUUCAAGACUCACCGCCUCUGACUACACACCAGGACUCCCCGUCAAAGGAUUUGAACACAGAUAAGAUGCAGGCCGAACUUUCUGCUGUUGAUAACACUAUUGAGCCAUCAGAAGCAGCAGUCUGGGCUGCCGGAGUGUUGGAACCGGAGGCUACUAUCCCCGAGGAGACCGACAUCCAGGCCAAUCAACCAGUUCCUGCCGAGCCUUGUCCAGAAGAUGAAUGGUCAAUCCCGACCAAGAAGUCGAAAAAGAAGUCGAAAAAGAACAGAUCUUUGGCAGCGCUGGAGAGUGAGGACCACAACGCUCCAGAAGAAGAAGCCUCAGUACAGACAGAAGAUCAAUCUAGAACCGCAGAGAUCACCGAGGACAUCCCCCCGACUGAACAGAAAGCUAUUGUACCGCCAGCCGAUGAUGUUGAAGGCGAUUUUACACCCAUCAGUAAGAAAAUGUCCAAGAAAGACAAGAAGAAGAAGAAGAAGAAGCUAUCCGCGUUCUCGAGUGCCGCGGCUUUCGAGGAGACAGAGCUUCCUAGGGACUCGGAAGAGGCUAUCCCCCAGACCCAGCCUGCACAAGAUGAGACUCAGCCUCCGAGCCCGCCCAAGGAACCUCGCGAUGAUGUUGCUACUUCUCACAGACCAACAGAAGUCCCUGGGACUGGCGCCACGCUUGCCGAGGACAGGUCAGUUAAUGUUACCGAGCAAACCACGGAAGACAUCCCAGCAGAGGCUAUGAUUACCGAUCGCCGGGACAUAGGGCCCCACGAGGACAUUGCUGCUGAGGAAGCCCAGCUCCCCAAGCGGAAGGCGAGCAAGCACGACAAGAAGACUAAGAAGGCAAGGAGACAAUUCGAGUUCAAUGGCAGCGAAGCACCUCCGCCUCCCCCUGUUUUAUCAGAGCCGGAUGAGACCAAAGAAGAUGUCUUGGAGAAGAGUAUGCCUGACGAAAGCCUACCAAUGUCGAUCCGUCCAGCUGAGGAGAAUGAUGAUCUAUCGGACGUGAGUGCAAGCACCCGUGAGAGACGCAGAAGGCGAAGAUCCCCUCCGGUUUGGGCAGGCGAGGAACCUGAAGACUUGCCAAACAGGCGGACCUUUACACCCCCUCAUGACCAGGACAUCAUGGAUACUGCGCUGGGGGUUGCAGCUGGACUUGGUUUCGGUGCUGGUGACAACGAAAUCUCGAAGGAAGUUUCCAAACCCCGGCUUUCUCCUGCUCGACAACAAACUGAAGGAUGGUCAUUUGCUCACCUUGCACCGGCUGGCGGUACAUCACACUUGGAUGCAAACCGAGAUAGUGGUGUCCAGUUUGAGUCACCAGUCAUGCCUAUGGAUCACUUUACCCGCCCGAGAGACAGUGGCUUUGUCCCCAGUCCAGCGGAUCAACACCCCGCUGAUACCGGUCUGAGAGACGUUGGGAACACUACAGUGCGUCCUCUCCGGCCUCAGUCGCCCACAAGCUCAACUGAAGAUGUCUCCAACAAGCCUUUCACAUCCCGACCACGCGACGAUAACACGUGGGAGACACCUAGAAGAAGACCAUCGCCAGUUGAGACAACCUCCAAGGAGCGAACGUCGGUUCUUUUCAAUUCUUCCCCGGCGUUGCCAACACCACCAACCAUAAAGCCUGGGUCCAGAAGCCCAGAAGCGCCGUCGAGUCCUUUGCGACGGAGUCCAAGCAUCCAUGGUCAUCGACAUAGCCGUGAAGACUUGGGACAGAAGGCCAGGGCGGCCCAUGCCCUCGAAGGCAACGACGAGCUUGCGUCCAACUUGAUCGCCAGGGCUGCCACAGCUGAGGUCAAUCGUUCCACGUUCGAGCCGGCCGACGAUGAGAUGGAUAGAGUGUUUUCCCCGACCAGGACUGCUCUCAACACCAUCCGUGAGGAUCCCGUCGAAGCGACGCUGCCUUCAAGUCUCGGCGCACCUCUCCUAGCAGCGGCGGGAGUCGGCGGCCUUGCUGCGGCUGCGGCUGCGGCUGCGCUUUCGAGCUCCUCACGUGACUCAACCGCAGCUAAAUCUCUUGGCAGAAGCAAGUCGAGAACCUCGUCACUUCGCAACUUGCGCAGCGCCUCCAUCUCCCCAUACGACCCGGCCAGUGCCGCGUCCAGCUCAUCCAAGGCCGUGGUCGAUGAGAGAGGCUCGGGAAACAUUGUCCCCCGCGAGAGGGACAUGGCGGACAUUUACGACGGGUAUGGCUCCUAUCCUGGUAGCCCUAAAUCGCCCACGCGACCUCCAAGUGUCCGGCGACGACAGAGCAUGCAACAAAUCAAGGACCUAGAGACCAGGCUAGAGCAGCUUGCUAGCGAGAACCGGGCUCUGGCCGAGGCCAAGAUAAUGGCAGAACAGCACCUGGAACAGGCCCAUUUCGAACGCAACAGAUCUGAGAACCUGGUGGAGGCUUCACGGAGCGCUACAGCUCAACUGCAGGAGCGGGAUGCGGAGAUUGCGCGUCUCAAGGAAGAGGUUGCAUCUCUGAUUGCCACGCACGAGGCUUUGAAGCAAGAAAAUGAGCAGAGUUUGUUCAGUCUGCAACAAGAACGUGACCAAGCACAGUCACGCUGGCAAGAAACUGCGAAUGAACUGGACACACUCCGAUCGCGUCAUACCGAGCUCUCGAGCGGUAUGGAAUCUAUCGUGAGACACGAGAUCGAUACCGCCCUCGCAGACAAAAACGCCGAGAUUCUACAGCUGCGUCAGGAGCUGGAAGACGCUAGGGACAAGAUUCGAGAGUUGCAGUCCCAAAUACUGCAGAAAGGGGCAGACGACGUGGUUGUCUUCCGUGACGAAGACUACUUUGACGCAGCCUGCCAGAAUCUCUGCCAACAAGUGCAAGGCUGGGUUAUGCGCUUCUCCAAAUAUAAUGACUUGAAAAGAUGCCGAAGCACAAAUGAGGUGCGGGACGAAAGGGUUGUCGACAGGUUUGACAACGCGGUCCUCGACGGCUCGGACGUGGACAUAUUCCUGGCCGAUCGAGUCAAGCGACGUGACGUGUUCAUGUCGGUGGUGAUGACCAUGAUCUGGGAAUACGUCUUCACCAGGUACCUAUUCGGGAUGGAUCGGGAGCAGCGACAGAAACUGAAGGCGCUGGAAAAGAAUUUAGCCGAGGUCGGGCCCGUGAACGCUGUACACCAGUGGCGGGCUCUGACCCUCACGCUCCUUUCCAAGCGGGAGAGUUUCCAGGCACAACGGGAAAGUGACACGGAAGCGGUGGCGCUUGAGAUCUUCAACACGCUGUCCAGGUUUCUACCUCCACCACAAAACCUGGGAGAACAACUUCUAAGCUCAUUACGGAAUGUCAUGCAGACGGCGGUGGGGCUCUCUAUCGAGAUGCGCACGCAACGAGCUGAAUAUAUCAUGCUCCCGCCUCUGCAACCGGAGUACGAUACGAAUGGCGAUCUGGCACGGAAGGUAUAUUUUAAUGCCAGUCUGAUGAAUGAAAGAAGCGGGGAGACGACGAGCAAUGAGGAGCUGGAGCGAAAUCAAGCAGUGGUCCGACUCGUGCUCUUCCCCCUGGUCGUCAAAAAGGGCGAUGAUCGUGGCGAGGGAGAUGACGAGAUUGUUGUUUGUCCAGCGCAGGUGCUGGUCGCUCGUCCGGACAAGGGCAAACCCGGCAAGGGCUCAGCACGAGUUGCCAGUGGCGGGAGCCAGGCUGACCGGAUGAGCGUGGAUGCUCGAAGUCUUCGAGCGGUGAGCACGCACAGUCUGGGAGCCAUGAGCGGCAUUGACGGUAACGACAACAUGAUUUGA
Messenger RNA from Capronia epimyces CBS 606.96, 16269 nucleotides. RefSeq lists its product as uncharacterized. The record is from RefSeq and is a predicted model, not a curated record. Lineage: Eukaryota; Fungi; Ascomycota; Eurotiomycetes; Chaetothyriales; Herpotrichiellaceae. The transcript has 2 exons. Bases 1 to 16269 code for a protein of 5422 amino acids.